Molecule: messenger RNA, 1017 nt
Organism: Botrytis byssoidea
Lineage: Eukaryota; Fungi; Ascomycota; Leotiomycetes; Helotiales; Sclerotiniaceae
Exons: 2
Coding region: 1-1017 (338 amino acids)
Source: RefSeq, a predicted model, not a curated record
AUGUCUCUAUCUAUAUCAGCUACUUUCCUGCCCUCGAAUAAAUCUAGAAAGCCAUCCAUUCUCACUUGCUAUCUACAAAACUCCGAGCGCAAACAAAUCAGGAACCAAUCGCACUCACAAAAGAAAUUUACCAUUACAAUGUUCUCACCUCAGAUCUUGCGCGCUAUUAGAUGGCGCACUGUCAUAAAUACAGACUACGAUGGCGCAGUUCUUGUUGGAGGUUUGGAGAAUGAACUCAGACACUUUGGGGAUCCGGAUGAAGAGCGCGAUUCUUGGUCAUAUUCGGAGGCAGUGAAACCAUGUCCAUAUACUCAUGAAGGCGCACGAGCUAUUGCAGCAGAAGAAAAGAAGAAGAAACAAGAAAAGCUCAGAGCUGCUCGCAGAGCCGCAAUCUUAGGAAUCUCUCACUAUGAGAAUGAUGCGAACCAUGUCGAGAUUGAUGAGGCAGUUGGGAAAUUUGAGGAAGACGAGGAAGAUGGCUGCACAGUCGAGGGGAGUGACGAGCCACUUGAAUUCUGCGAUGAUUGGUUUUCAAGAACUUUACAACAAGAUGGCGCACGUGAAACAGAAUCUGGCAAUGGCUUGAAGUCUUGCAGUAUUUUGCAGGGAGAAAUCAUUGAGGAAGGAAAAGGUUCCGAUAGCUACGAAUGGGAUAAAGUCGACAUGGCGAUGGAAUCGAUCCAAGAUUCGGGCGUACGCACAUAUGAAGAGGACGAUGAUAGUGACUUUGAUUCCGAUCUUGGUUAUAGCUUAGUCUCAAUGUUCGACGAGGAGGCCGCGGUUCCAUCAAAUCAAGCUUGCAAAGGAGAGUGUUCUUGUGGAUGCGACUCCGGAUUUGUCGAGAUCGAGGAUACAAGCACAAUGCAUGGCUUGAAUGGGGUUGAAAAGACAGGCUCUACGGCUCGGGCUGUUAUUGCGGCUCAACCGGGGCUUUGGAAAUCCAUGAUUGCUUGCAGACCAUUUGAAAGAGCACGUCGUCCGCAUAUUGUUAGACCGGGAAGUUGGCAGGCGGUCUAA